AGCCCGGCUCCUCCUCCUGUAGGCACACAAUCAAGACAACCCUGCGAACUUUGAUUUCCUCAAGGUUUGUGUUUCUGAGGGUUUAUUUUCUGGCACUGGCUGGGAAUACCUCCCCAAUCAGUUCUUUAAAUCCCUGACAAAGCCAUACAGUUUUCUUGGCAACUGUCCAUUUCCCCACAAAAAGCAACGGGAGCAGAAGAAAGAUGGCUACCCCAGAUGAUUACCUUCGGAAGGACUGGCAGAUGGUCCGAGGUGUUCCUAUUGUCUGUGCGUUCUCUUUUAAUUGGGACAGGAUUGACAAUUUCCAGAGUAGGCCUGAUGAUAUUGUGAUAUCUACAUUUCCAAAAUCUGGCACUACAUGGGUCUGUGAAAUAGUGGACAUGAUUCUGCACGAGGGUGACUCUGAAAAAUGCAAACGGGAUGCAAUCUUCAACAAAGUGCCUAUGUUGGAAUUUGCAGUGCCUGGCAAGAUGCCUGCAGGCACAGAACAAUUAGCUCAGGUACCACCUCCUCGAGUGGUGAAGACCCACCUUACUGUGGAUCUCCUUCCCAAGAGCUUCUGGGAAAAUGGCUGCAAGAUGAUAUACGUAGCCCGCAAUGCAAAAGAUGUUGCUGUUUCCUUUUACCAUUUUGACUUGAUGAACAAGUUGCAUCCAGAACCUGGCAGCUGGGAUAACUACCUGAAGAAAUUCAUGGCAGGAUGGACUGCUUUUGGUUCCUGGUAUGACCAUGUGAAAACAUGGUGGAAUAAGAGGAACGAACAUCCUAUACUAUACCUAUUUUAUGAAGACAUAAAAGAGGAUCCAAAGCGUGAGAUUAAGAAAAUCAUACAUUUUUUGGGAAAAGACCUGGAAGAAUCAAUUGUGGAUAAGAUUGUACAGAACACGUCAUUUGAAAUUAUGAAGGACAAUCCGGUUACAAAUUAUAGGAUGGCUCCAUCUACUGUGAUGGAUCACAGUGUCUCCCCAUUUAUGCGCAAGGGGCUUGCUGGAGACUGGAAGAAUCAUUUCACUGUGGCUCAGAAUGAGGCAUUUGAUGAAGAUUACAAGAAGAAAAUGGCCAAUACAACACUGCGAUUCCGAACAGAGAUCUGAGGCUCCCUUUAGAGUUGCUACUCUUCUCCAAUUAUAGACAGAACCUGCAAUUUUGUCAAUAUUUUGGACUCUCCAGGGUAUCUGUUUUUAAUCAAAGAGAAAACACAAGUUUCUAACAGAUAGUUGUGUGAUAAAUGUGUAACACUGGAAGGGCCACAUUAUGAAGGAGUGGAAUGCAUAGUUUUUUUCUGACAGUUUAAGCAAUUAAAUGUAGAGGGAAAACUUGGGAGGGGUGAUAAUCUGACUUGGACAAAUGACCUGUGAGGGGUGUCUGGAGCACCUCUCUUAAAUCCUAUUUUUUUUAGACUGAUAUACAGAAUAUUGGUGCUUGCAUUUUGAGCUAAAAAUGAAAUAGAUCAUGAGGCUGCUCCUUAUCCUGUCAUCUUUGUGGGUAUCCUCUAGAGUUGAGCAGAAAAUCCCAUCAGAAUAAGGUAGAAUCUGUAGAAUCACCAAAGUUGCCAUUGGCAAGCAGAGUAAAUUUUCUUCAUGGAGGAAUGGCAAUGUUUGUUUAAGAGCCAUGAUCCUAUAUUAUUUUGGUGGGACUUUCUGCUUUGCCAAUGUUCAUUAGGCUACUGGUUGAGUUUGAAUCCACAGGCAUGAUCCAGAGCAAUAAUUAGUGGGGAGCAACUAGGGCUUUCCCCAAGGACACCAAAAUUUAAGGCCAUCAAAAUCUGAAAGUGAAUCAUUCACUUUCCACCCAAGUGACUGGGUGUGUGACAUAGCUACUGUGGAGGGUGAUGGUGAAAUUUACUUGUGCGGCCACUGUAACUUUAUGGUGGCCUUUUCUUACCCUUUCAUUUUAAUUGAUAUUUUAAUUAACACAGCUUUAAAAAAAUGAAAUAGCAUCGUGGAUGUAUAACAGAUAAUCUCACCACAUUGCUAUCCAGACAGUGACUGGAAAAUUUGUUUUUAAUCAUUAAAAUAAAGCAUAAUGGUGAUAUUGUACAGAUGAAAGUGGUGUAGCUCUAAGGCUGUCUGAAUCAGCACAGACUACACUUCUUUUUAAUUUGUCUCUAAAAAAAUUUGAUUUUUUGUGUGCUGUGACUCUAUAUAUUUACACAAACUUUAGGGUACAACACCUGGAGGUCAUAAUGGACUGGAAGAUGGUAAAUUGGCAAAAUCCUAACCUCACCAUGCAGUCAUUCAAUACAUCAUCUUGUAAAAUGUUAGGGUUAUAUUAUUAAAAUUUAUCAAGAUAUACUACUUCAAUUGCAGAGUUUAGUAAAUUUCUACUAGGUUUAAUAUAAUUAUACCAUUCUUUUGAGAACUCUGAUUAAAAUGAGACUUUUUCUCCUGAAGUAAUACACUUUUUGAUUUUUUACAGUGAUAUUUAAUGUUUCCGAGUUAUCCUUCAUUGCAUAACAGGUAAUAUGCACCCAUGAGGAGAAGGCCAUCUAUUAGUCUUUAAGGUGCCACGAGAUUUCUGUUUUUAAUUUUUUCUACACAUGCUGAAACAGACUAACAUGCUUGUCCUUUUGAAAAGCUGUCCUAUUCUGUGUAAUAUUUCCUUUCCUUAUAGAUGAAAUGCAGUGUCUUGAUGAAAAGGUGGCAUAUAAAGGCACUAAAUAACAAAUAAAUAAACAAUAAAUUCUGUGAUUGCAGAAUCUGACGGUACUCUUAAAUGUUAUAGAUUCUUGGAAACCAAAAGAAAUUAAAAGUUAGUAUGUUCUUUAGUGAAGAGCACUGGACCAAUUUGGAUACACAGUGUAGUGUUAUGGAUAAAAGUAAUGGACUGCGACUCAGGAGCCCUGGAUUUUAAUCCCUCUCCACCAUGAAAACUUGGGGCAGUAGGGGGUGGUGGGGGUGGAACUGACAAAGCCACUCCUCCAAUAUUCAUUUACAGUGUCUUUAAAGCCCUGUUAGGGCUGCUUUAAGUUGGUUUUGACUUGACAACACAUAACCUACACAUAUAGGACAGACUGGAAGAGGCAGUCACAUGACUUCUAUGAAUUUUCUGGUUAUUUUCACCCUGCUUUUCAGCUUGAGUGGGUGUGAUGAAUAGCAAUCCUCUUGUAUUUAGUCCAUUAAAAUAUUGCUCCAGGAUAAAAAUAAUAAUUUUGG
This is a messenger RNA of Pogona vitticeps (central bearded dragon), 3155 nucleotides long. Its product is annotated as sulfotransferase 1B1. NCBI's taxonomy places the organism in Eukaryota, Metazoa, Chordata, Lepidosauria, Squamata, Agamidae. The record is from RefSeq and is a predicted model, not a curated record. Gene Ontology annotation, molecular function: sulfotransferase activity.